CCGUGCAGACACUGCUGCGUGUUCACAGCGGUUUACCCACUUAUUCUCUCUUAGCAAGUUUAACUUAACUUCGUGCAGUUUAUACUAGAAACAGUCUACUUCCGGAAGAAGCUGAAACGCCACCAUUUGGGUUUCAAUCAACGCGGCUGCACCGAGAAAUAACUAAGAUGGGAACUGCAUUAAUUUAUGAUGAGGAGAUGACCAAAUACAAACUGCUCUGGGUUGAUCCUGCCUGUAAGAUCGAGGUACCCGAGCGUCUGACAGUGAGUCAUGAAGCUCUGAUCCAAAGCGGUCUGGCAGAUCGCUGUGUCUCCUUACCUGUUCGUGAGGCAACAGAUACAGACAUUCUGCUGGUUCACAGUGAAGAAUACUUGGAGGCAGUGAAGAAGACCCCCUACAUGACUCUGGAGGACCUGAAGGAGUUCACCUUGCAAUAUGGAGACGUCUACUUCCACCCAAACAUCUUUCACUGUGCCAAACUGGCUAUAGGAGCAACACUGCAACUAGUGGACUUUGUUAUGACAAGGAAGGUGAGGAAUGGCAUGGCUCUGGUCAGACCUCCAGGACACCACAGUAUGCGUAGUGCUGCCAGUGGAUUCUGUGUGUUCAAUAAUGUGGCCAUAGCAGCGCGAUAUGCAAAGCAGAAAUAUGGGAUUAAAAGGGUGUUAAUAGUUGACUGGGAUAUACAUCAUGGUCAAGGGGUACAGUACUGUUUUGAAGAUGAUCCAAGCGUGCUCUAUUUCUCAUGGCACCGCUAUGAGCAUCAGAAAUUCUGGCCUCAUCUAAGAGAAUCCGACUACAACUGUGUCGGCAAAGAGAAAGGGCUGGGAUUCAAUAUAAAUGUACCAUGGAAUGAAGUGGGAAUGAGGAACAGUGACUAUCUUUCAGUCUUCUGUCACGUCCUUCUGCCAGUUGCAUACGAGUUUUGCCCAGACUUGGUCCUUGUGUGUGCAGGCUUUGACUCAGCCAUCGGUGACCCGGAGGGUGAAAUGUGUGCCAGUCCAGACGUCUUUGCCCACCUCACUCACCUCCUGACGAACCUCGCAGGAGGGAAACUUUGUGCUGUGCUGGAGGGAGGAUACAACCUGACUUCGCUCCCCCAGUCGGUGUGUGAGACAGUUCAAACUUUGCUUGGAGAUCCUGCACCUCGACCUGACAACCUUGAUGGUCCCUGUGAAAGUGCACUUGAGUCCCUUCACUGUGUCCGAUCAGCUCACAGGCAGUACUGGUCCUGCCUCAGACAUGCAGCUGAUCUACCGACUUCUGAUAUCAGCACAAAGCGCAUUAAAUUGGCAGAAGCAUCAGAGAAGGAGGAAGAGGAGAAAAGUGUGGAGGAAAAGGUGUGGCCAGAGCCUCCAAAACGUGUCGCCCCUCCUAUUCGCACCGCUUCAGUCCUCCCUAAUGGUGUCAAAUGCCCGGACGGAUGUAAACUCUUCAGCUCAUCGGAGGAUCUCGACUCGGUCACAGUGAGCAAACUCAGGGAGAACUUCCUCAAAGAUGCAGAUGACAGCGAUGCUCUCGCAACCCUGUCCCGUCUUGUUGCCCUUGUAGAGAAAAUGGAGAAGAACGAGAUUUGCAGUGGCUUGGCACUGGUUCGUGACAUCUCCAUGGCGAUGAUGUGUGUUGUUCAGCAUGCUGCAGCUGCUCUCAGCAAACGGGUUUUGGUCGUGUGUGUUGGCGAUAUGGUGGUCCCAAGUCCCGGCACAGAGGAUGGGAAAACACUCAUGGUGCAGUUCAGCAACAAGGAACCAGACGAACAGAAAUCCAAAUAUUACAUUUCUGUGUGUCUGAAGAAGGGCUGCAGUGACGUGUCAGGGUUCAUGCAGGCCUUGUUGGGCCUUCUCCUGCCUCUGGGAUACCAGUAUGAUCCCGGUCUGGUUCUGCUGGUUCGAAUGCCAGAUAGUGGGGUUUGUGACGCCGUGUGGCAACACCUAACAGGUCUGCUGCAGGGCCUGGCACAGGGACACACUCUGGUUCUCAUGCAGGAAGAUGAGAAGGCCUGUGUUGACCCCACAGUCUCCUCUCUCCUUGGGGACGCUGCCCCCCCUCUGGGACAGCUUCAUGCUCCUCUUGCAGAGGAUGUGGAGGCGCUGGAGAGGCUAAGGCACAGACUGCAGGCAGACUGGAAGCUGCUGCAGACGACAGCACCAGGAACUGAAGGAAGUGAGAAGUACUGAAGCCGGUCCUGCCCUUUUUUUGUGAAGAAAACAUUUUGAAACUAUAUCAAUCAAAUGUCUGGAUAGCAUUUUGUCAUUUUUGUCAGGUUUUACGGUCCAAAUUGAACUUUUAUGAAAUACAUGGUGUCCUUAAAUAAACAAUGUUUUUUUAAAAAAAC
Scatophagus argus is the source of this 2335-nucleotide messenger RNA. It is a transcript of the gene hdac10, whose product is annotated as histone deacetylase 10. The coding region runs from base 168 to 2177 and encodes 669 amino acids. The transcript is spliced from 20 exons. Gene Ontology annotation, cellular component: histone deacetylase complex. Gene Ontology annotation, biological process: chromatin organization. NCBI's taxonomy places the organism in Eukaryota, Metazoa, Chordata, Actinopteri, Scatophagidae. The record is from RefSeq and is a predicted model, not a curated record. Gene Ontology annotation, molecular function: histone deacetylase activity.